Anopheles maculipalpis is the source of this 5343-nucleotide messenger RNA. RefSeq names its product neural-cadherin. The record is from RefSeq and is a predicted model, not a curated record. Gene Ontology annotation, molecular function: calcium ion binding. Gene Ontology annotation, cellular component: plasma membrane; cell-cell junction. The transcript has 11 exons. NCBI's taxonomy places the organism in Eukaryota, Metazoa, Arthropoda, Insecta, Diptera, Culicidae. Gene Ontology annotation, biological process: homophilic cell-cell adhesion. Bases 142 to 5292 code for a protein of 1716 amino acids.
AUUGUGAUAGAAGUGCAAUCGCAGCUUGCGUGGUACGGCACCCAUCCCUACAUAACCCCACAUACCUAGUGCAUCGCGCAAACCAUGUGCAUUGAGUACGAUUUGUGGUUUUGACUAGUGAUACUGCAACUGAUCGGCGUUAUGGUGGAUCCACUGAAAAUAUUCUGGGUACUGACAAACAGCACUUAUUUAGUUACUAAAUUCAUCAAAACAGGUAUUGCCGACAAGAACGACUAUCCGCUCUAUUUCGAGAAGGUUAUUUAUGAGGCGGACAUCGACGAAAAUGUGGAAAUCAAUCACAACUUUCUUAACGUCACCGCAAAGACGCACGGUGAGGCGGCCGGUGUACGAUACAAGAUCUCGAGCGGUAACAUAGGCAACGUGUUUGCCAUACGCAACACCACCGGCGCCCUCUACGUAGCCAAGGCGUUGGAUUACGAGAAGAUCAAAAAGUACGAGCUACGGUUGACGGCAUCGGAUAAUUUUAAGGAGAACUACACCACCGUUCUGAUCAACGUACGAGAUGUAAACGACAAUCCGCCAGUGUUUGAGAAAUCGUCAUAUCGCACACAAAUCACCGAGGAGGAUGAUCGAGGUCUGCCGAAGCGUGUGCUGCGGGUCACCGCCUCGGAUGCCGACGUCGAACGGCCGAACAACAUCAUCUACUUCCUGACCGGGCCCGGUAUUGACAUCGAAAAUCCCUCCGACAGCAACUUCGACAUCAACAAGGCCACUGGGGAGAUAUUUGUGCUAAAGCCGCUGAACCGAGAUCCACCCCACGGACGGGCGUCAUGGAAGUUCACCGUCUUCGCACAGGACGAGGGCGGUGAGGGGUUGGUUGGGUUCACCGAGGUGCAGAUCAACCUGAAAGACGUCAACGACAAUGCACCACAGUUCCCGAACGGCAUCGCGUACGGUAAUGUGACCGAAAAUGGUACCAUCGGCAUGCACGUGAUGACAAUAAAGGCCGAAGAUUACGAUGACGUCAACGAAGGCACCAACGCAAAGGUGAUCUAUUCGAUCGAGAAGAAUGCCAUCGAGGAAGAUACGGGUCUGCCGAUCUUUGACAUCAAUCCCGAUACCGGCCUCAUCACAACCGCGGUAUGCUGUCUCGAUCGAGAAAAGACGCCCGAUUACUCGCUACAGAUUGUAGCGACCGAUGGCGGUGGCUUGAAGGGAACGGGCACGGCAUCGAUCAAGGUGAAGGAUCUGAACGAUAUGCCGCCCCGGUUUACCAAGGACGAGUGGUUUGUGGAGGUGGAGGAGACGGACGGUAGCGUGCUGCCGGAGGCGCCCAUUCUCACCGUGACGGUAAACGAUGACGAUGAGAUAAAUAAUUUCCAGUACAAGAUCAUUGAAAGCAGUGGCUACGGGGCAGACAAGUUCGCUAUGGUGAAGAACGCGGAUGGAACCGGUAGUUUGAAGGUAGUGCAACCGUUAGACUACGAGGACCCUAUGCAGAUCAAUGGGUUUCGCUUUCGGAUACAGGUCAUCGAUAACGAUGGAAUAGACGAGAGCGACAAGUACCAUGUUGAUCAUUCGUGGGUGAUUGUGAAGCUGAAGGACAUAAAUGAUAAUACGCCACGCUUCAAGAAACCACACAUCGAAGCGGCCGUGUACGAAAAUGCGGAGGUGGGGAAAAACUUGGGCACAUUCAAGGCGGUCGACAUCGAUAAGGGUGGCAAGAGUAAGAUCACCUACAGCAUCAACCGUUCCACUGAUCGCAAACGUCAGUUUGCUAUCAACCAGGAAGGCUCGGUGACGAUCCAACGUGAACUCGAUCGGGAAACGAUGUCGAAACAUUCGCUUGAAAUUCUGGCCACCGACGAUGGGGUCCCACCACGCACGGCGUCCGCCAUCUUGACCGUGCUGGUAAAGGACAUUAACGACAAUGCUCCCGUGUUUGCGGAAGAUUAUCGGCCUAUUUUGCUGGAAAACUCACCACCAUCGAAGAUUAUUGAAAUCUCCGCGAUCGAUAAGGACGAUCGUAUGAAGGGCAAUGGGCCACCGUUCCAGUUCCGCAUGGAUCCGGACGCGGACGAUGUGAUUCGCACCUCGUUCAAGGUGGAGCAAAGCAACAAAGGCGAUGGGAUGGCGAUCAUUUCUUCGCUGGGAUCGUUCGAUCGAGAGUAUCGCAAGCAGUACACGAUCCCGAUAGUCAUCAAAGACUCGGGAACGCCGCCGCAAACCGGUACCAGCACGCUCACGAUCACAAUCGGAGACUUGAACGAUAACAUUAUGCAGCCCGGCUCGAAGGAAGUGGUGGUGUACAAUUACCAGGGACAGGCGCCGGACACACCGAUCGGACGAGUGUUUGUGAACGAUCUGGAUGAUUGGGACACCUCCGAUAAGCUGUUCUACUGGGACGAGGCAGAGAAUCCGCGAUUCAAGCUGGACGAUACGUCCGGUAUGGUGACGAUGCGGCGAGGGGCUCGCGAAGGGCGUUACAAGCUACGGUUCAAGAUUUACGACCGAAAGCAUGCGCAGGAAUCGUACGCCAACAUGUCGGUGGUGGUGAAACACAUCUCUUACGAAGCGAUCGUUAACUCGGGAUCGAUCAGGCUCGUUGGUAUUACUGACGAGGAUUUCAUCAGGAUCUGGAACUAUCGCACGCAAAACAUUUUCCGCAGUAAGUUGGAAAGGUUCCGAGAAAAAUUGGCCGAGCUAUUGAACGUGGACGUCAAGAAUGUGGAUGUGUUUAGCGUACAGAUGAAGGAUAAAACCGUCCCUCUGACAGACGUACGGUUCGCGGUGCACGGUGCUUACUACUACAAAGCAGUACAGCUGAACGGAGUGAUACUGCUUCACAAGGAGGAAAUCGAACAGGACGUUGGCAUUAACAUCACGAUGGUGAAUGUGGACGAGUGUCUGCUGGAGAAUGCUGACUGUGCCGGUUCCUGCACCAGCAUCAUCGAGGUCCAAACGAACCCGUGUUUGGUAAACGCAAACAAAACCGCUCUGGUCGGAGUGCAGAUUAACUCUACCGCGGAAUGUGUCUGUAGCUCUCGAGAGUACAAACAGCAGCAAACUUGCAAGUCCCACCCUUGCCUAAAUGGGGGACGUUGCACGGAUUCAAAGUCGGGCAUCAAGUGUUCGUGUCCGCCGGGAUAUACGGGCCCACGCUGCCAGCAGGUGGUGCGUAGUUUCCGUGGUAGCGGUUGGGCCUGGUACCCACCGCUCGACAUGUGCGACCGUUCGCAUAUUAGCGUCGAGAUCAUCACAACGAAACCGGAUGGUUUGAUUUUUUACAACGGACCUAUUACUCCACCGAAGGAGGACGAUACAACGAAACAACUGUCGGACUUUAUUGCGCUCGAGCUAGAGCAGGGCUAUCCGCGGUUUCUCAUCGACUAUGGCUCCGGUACGCUGGAGCUGCGGAUCACUACAAAGCAUCCACUGAACGAUGGCGAAUGGCACCGGAUCGACCUGUUCUGGGACACGGAACAAGUGAAAAUGGUGGUCGAUUUUUGCAAGACGGCCGAAAUCACCGAAGCCGACGAUGGCAAUCUGGUGGAUUUUGUUGACCACACAUGCCAAGCGCUGGGCAAAGUGCCCCAGUUUAACGAAUAUCUUAAUCUCAACACACCGCUACAGAUUGGCGGAGUGUUUCGGGAUAAGUUCGAUUACACCUACAACCGUUGGCAGUACAUGCCGAUUGGGGUCGGAUUUGAGGGAUGCAUCCGUGAGUUCAAGCAUAAUGGAAUUCUGUAUGAUUUGUCUCAUCCGGGGCUAUCGAAGGGCAGUGCACCGGGGUGUCUCUACACGCAGGAAGUGUGCGAUCUAAACCCACAAAUUGCACGGUGUCUGGAGCAUGGAAAGUGUGUUGGUAGCUACGAUGAAGCCAAGUGUGAAUGUAAUCCUGGUUGGACAGGAACGUACUGCAGCCUGCCCACUACUCCUACAACCUUCAAGACGCACAGUUACGUCAAGUACGCGCUCAGCUUUGAGCCGGACAAGUUCACCACCCAGAUACAGCUACGGUUCCGUACGCGCGAAACGUACGGUGAACUGUUUCGCAUUAGCGAUCAGCAUAUGCGCGAGUAUGGGAUCAUUGAGCUGAAGGGUGCUAAGGUUUACUUCCGGUAUAGCUUAAACACGGGCCAGGUGGAUGAGCAGGAGGUUGCACUAACGGCGGUCGAGGUGGACGAUGGGCAGUGGCACGUGGUGAAGGUGCAGCGAUACGGCUCGGCAGCUAUCCUGGAGCUGGAUGGUGGUGAGGGAGCCAACUUCAAUCAGAGCUUUUCCUUCGACGGCCAUCAGUGGUUGUCGGUCGACAAGCAGGAGGGUGUCUUUGCUGGUGGCAAGCCGGAGUUUACCGGUGUAAAGACGUACGAUGUUAAAUCUGACUAUCAGAAGAGUUGCAUCGAUGAUAUAAGGUUGGAUGGCAAAAGCUUGCCACUCCCGCCGGCCACCAACGGUACGCAGUGGGGUCAAGCCACGAUGGCAAAGAACAUCGACCGAUACUGCUCGUCCAACAAUCCCUGCCAGAACGCAUACUGUCCGGAUCCGUUCGAGUGUGUCGACCUGUGGAACAAGUACGAGUGCGCUUGCGGUGAUGGUAUGAUCAUUUCACCGGAAGGCAAAACCUGCAUCGACCGUAACGAGUGUCUGGACUAUCCGUGUCUGAAUGGUGGCACUUGCAUCAACCAGGAGCCCCGCCUGAAGUACAAGUGCAUCUGUCCGGACUCGUACUGGGGCGAGAGUUGUGAGUUUCUAAAGGAACGACAAGCGCUUAAAUUCAGCACCAGUGCCUUGGCCGCCGUAAUAGCCUGCCUAUUACUGAUCAUUAUUUUGCUGUUUGUAUAUUUCUCCUGCUCUCGGCGUCGUUCGGCCAACUUCAACAAGAAACCGGCCACCAAGGACGACAUCCGUGAGAACAUCAUCAACUAUUGCGACGAGGGCGGUGGCGAGAACGAUAUGACGGCGUUCGACAUGAAAACGCUCAAAAUCCCGAUCGGCCCGCUGCCGGAGCUUGUCCAACAUAAGGCACCGCCAGUACGUCCAGAUAUUGCCGUCGUGUCCGACCAGGUCGUCGGCAAGGUGGACGUGUUCCUGGACGACCGGAAGCGACGCGUCGACAUCGACCCAGCCUCCGGGCCAUUCGACGAUCUGCGUAACUACGCCUACGAAGGUUGUGGGAGUACCUCUGGCUCGCUAAGUUCCUUACAGUCAGGUACGGACGAUGAACCCCAUGAGUAUAGCUUUUUAACCACAUGGGGUCCCCGUUUCGAUAAGUUAGUCAAUAUAUACGAACCAAGCAAAGCGCAAAUCGAAGAUGACGAUGUUAGUUAAAAGUAGCUGUCUCGCGGUAUCCCCGGGUGUAUAGGUCCGUAAACCCGAAGG